AUGAGGUCUCAGAUGCAUCGUCCUCUUUUCUGUCGUAUUCUCUCUGCUGUAGAAGUUUAUAAUCCGUACUUUGUCCAGUCAAGAAAUUGUGCUGGAACACUCGGUUUGUCUUCCCUUCAAAAGAUAACUCCCGCAUUUAGAAUGCUCUCUUAUGGAGUACCAGCUGAUUAUGUGGAUGAAUAUGUGCAGAUUGGAGAAACCAUCGCAAUAGAAUCUCUACAAAAUUUUGUUGAAGUGGUGGUUUCAAUUGACUCAAACACUUACUUAAGAUCUCCAAACAACGAUGAUGUUGAUAGAUUGCUAGAAGUUGGCGAAAGCCGUGGUUUUCCAAGAAUGCUAAGAAGUAUUGAUUGCAUGCACUGGCAAUGGAAGAAUUGCCCAGCUGCAUGGAAAGGUAUGUUCUUAGGUCAUCGACAUGAACCAACAAUGAUUUUGGAAGCAGUGGCUUCACAAGAUCUAUGGAUAUGGCAUGCAGUUUUUGGGUUAUCGGGUUCUCACAAUGACAUCAAUGUUUUAGAACAGUCAUCUGUAUUUUUUGAGUUUGUUGAAGAGCAUGCUCCUCCAGCCAAUUACUUAAUCAAUGAUCAUAACUACAAAAUGGGAUACUAUCUUGCUGAUGGUAUAUAUCCGCAGUAG
This is a messenger RNA of Corylus avellana, 636 nucleotides long. The record is from RefSeq and is a predicted model, not a curated record. Lineage: Eukaryota; Viridiplantae; Streptophyta; Magnoliopsida; Fagales; Betulaceae.